UCCGGAGCCCAUCGAACAAGCAUCGCAGCCCCGGCACCUCGACUCACGAGAUCCGACCCAGCUUUGAUGGCCACUGGAGGCUCUACCCACAGUCCGCCUCACCGGGUCCUGGUCCAGGUGUCCAAGUCCUGUUCUGGAUUGGAGAGGAAACUGCAAAAGUAUUUCCAGAGCCCGAGGAAGUCCGGGGGAGGCGAGUGCACGGUCAAAGCCGGCCCAACCGAAGGCACUUUCUGGGUAGAGUUUUUGGAAAGAGAAGUGAGGCAACGAGUCCUGGAGAGAGAGAACCAUGAGUUAGAAUUGCCAGGAGAAGAAAAGUUGAAGCUCACUGUCAGAUUGCCUACAGCAAAGGUUGCAGAUUUAUUUGACACUAUUUCUGGCCCUGAAUUGAGAGUAUAUGAAAGGAAGAUUGGAUCCGUUACCUUGCAGGUUGCUUUGGGGGACAUCACUGAGGAAGAGUCUGAUGUUAUUGUAAACUCAACAGACAAGACGUUUGUCCUCAAAAAAGGGGUUUCCAAAGCCAUUUUAGAAGCUGCUGGACCAGAUGUGGAAUCAGAGUGUGCUACAUCAGCUGCAAAUCGUCUCAGAAAUUUUAUAGUGACACAAGGUGGCAAUCUAAGGUGCAAGAAAAUAAUACAUGUUAUGGGGGGAAGUGAUGUCAAACAAACCAUCUCUGAAGUCCUACAGGAAUGUGAACAAAUGAAAUAUGCAUCUAUUUCCCUCCCAGCCAUUGGAACAGGACAGGCCAAACUAGACCCUACUUAUGUUGCUGAAUCUAUAAUCGAUGCCGUUGAAGAUUUUGCACAGGGAGAGUCUGUCCAAUCAGUGAAAAAAGUGAAAGUGGUCAUCUUCCUGCCACAGCUACUGGAAGUGUUUCAUAAUGCUAUGAGAAAAAGAGUGAGAUCUAAACCACCACCCUCAACCUCUCUGUUCUCUAACAUAAAAUCAUUUUUCAGUCUUACAAGCCAACCUCCCAAAAAACAAGAUAAUUUGCUUCUGGAAAAAAUUAAAAAAUCGGCAACUUGUGGUGAAAGCAAGGAGAGUGUUGAAAGUGCUAUCUCUGGGAUACAAGAUUUGAUUUUAAAGGAACACAGAAGCUAUACUUUCUCUGAUGAGUCUAUCCAAAACUUUGGUGAAAAAGAAUACAAUGAAUUGAAUGAGCUGCAGAAAAGGUUAAAUGUCAUCAUUGAUAUGAAAUGUGGAGGGUCUCAAAUUGAGGUCAGUGGAACUACCCAAGAUGUGUUCGAGGUUUCCCAGGCAAUUCGAGACAUGAUCAAGAGAACACACUUCCAUACAGAUGAGGAGUCUAAGGCUGAGGAGCUCAGCAGAACCACCACAUGGCAUCAUAGUGUCAGAGGUUUUCUCGAGCCUUUUGACAAAAUAACUAAUCUACAUUUGGAGAAUGCAAUGAAAGGAAAGAAAAAUAACGUUGUUGUUAAAAUUAAGAAUGAAAACUACACAGUAGACUUUAACACUAACCUUGCUACAAAUGGAAAGGGACACAGCUUGCGUGUUUGUCGUAUCAAAAAACCUGAAGUUGAGAUCCCUGAUCACUGGGAUGACAUGAAAAACCAGAAUCUUCUUUUGGUGGAUUUACCUCCAGGACAUAAAGAAUAUGAGCAAGUAAAAGACAAGUUUUGUCAGACUUGUGCUAACUACACAAUAGAGAAGAUUCAGAGGAUACAGAACAAAAGCCUUUGGAAUUUGUAUCAGACAAAGAAAAUUUUCAUGGACGCCCAAAACAACCACGAAAAUAAUGAAAGACGUCUCUUUCAUGGGGUAGAUGCCGACUCACUGUCCCAUGUCAAUAGCCAAGGCUUUACUCGCAGUUAUAUGUGGAAAAAUGAUAUAGUAUGGGGAACAGGAAAUUAUUUUGCUGUCGAUGCCCUAGGUUCAGCUAAUGAUGUCUACGCCCAGCCAGAUAUCAAUGGGAAGAAGUAUUUGUAUUAUGUACGAGUACUUACUGGUGAUUACAUUCUUGGAAAUCCAUCAUUCAUUGUCCCUCCACCAAAAAGAAAUCAUGAUAUUUAUGUUCUAUAUGACAGUGUGACUGAUCAUAUGACAAAUCCAAGCGUAUUUGUCGUAUUUUAUGUUAAUCAGGCUUAUCCAGAGUACCUCAUUACUUUCAGGAAAUAAUAUUUUGGUUUCAUAUUCAAGAGAUAUUAUGUAGACACUUAUUUGUAGCAUGUUUUAGCAUUCAGUACAUUUUUUAGCUCAUCACAUUCAUUCUUGUUGCUGAAAUUAGUACUUUUGGCUUUAUCACCAGUGUGAUUUUUAAUUUAGGCUUCUUGUGGUCAUUCCCCAAUUGAUA
This is a messenger RNA of Trichosurus vulpecula (common brushtail), 2308 nucleotides long. Its product is annotated as protein mono-ADP-ribosyltransferase PARP14-like. The record is from RefSeq and is a predicted model, not a curated record. NCBI's taxonomy places the organism in Eukaryota, Metazoa, Chordata, Mammalia, Diprotodontia, Phalangeridae. Gene Ontology annotation, biological process: negative regulation of gene expression. Gene Ontology annotation, molecular function: transcription corepressor activity; NAD+ poly-ADP-ribosyltransferase activity. Gene Ontology annotation, cellular component: nucleus; cytoplasm. The transcript is spliced from 10 exons. The coding region runs from base 67 to 2133 and encodes 688 amino acids.